Molecule: messenger RNA, 1374 nt
Organism: Bactrocera tryoni
Lineage: Eukaryota; Metazoa; Arthropoda; Insecta; Diptera; Tephritidae
Product: cytochrome P450 CYP12A2-like
Exons: 4
Molecular function (GO): oxidoreductase activity, acting on paired donors, with incorporation or reduction of molecular oxygen; iron ion binding; monooxygenase activity
Source: RefSeq, a predicted model, not a curated record
AAACCCUCGGAUUAUUCGAAUAUUUUUCAUAAUGAAGGAUUAUGGCCCGAUCGCCGCAUUUUCGAAACUAACCUUUAUCAUCGUGAAAAACAUCGGCCCGAAUUGUUUAAGGGAGUCGAGGGUAUUGUAUCCACAUCUGGUGAAAAAUGGGCGAAAAUGCGUACGGCUGUGAAUCCGAUACUCAUGCAACCGAAAAAUGCCAAGCUGUAUUUGAAUACGCUAUUGGAUAUUAAUGAUGAGUUCCUAGAAAGAAUACGGCACAUACGCGAUCCCAGCACCUUGGAAGUUCCCGGUGGUUUCCUCGAUGAUAUUAAUCGCCUCGCUUUUGAGGGAAUAGCAGGCAUUGCGCUGAAUACACGACUCGGUUUAAUACACAAAAAUCGUGAUACGGCCGAGUGUGAAACGAUCAUGAAGUGCGUACGCAAUUUCUUUUUACUCUUCGAAGAGCUAGAGAUGAAACCUUCCAUGUGGAAAUAUGUGAAAACACCGAAAUUUUAUGAUAUGAUGAAGACUCUGGACACAAUGACGGACAUCUGCAAUAAGUACAUUAACGAAGCGCUAACGCGCAUUGAGCACGACAGUGAGGGCAACCUCACAUCGGAGCUGGGCAAUGAAAAGAGCGUGUUGGAGAAAUUAGUGCGCGUGGAUAAGAAAUUUGCCGUAGUAAUGGCGCUGGAUAUGAUGAUAGCUGGUAUUGAUACGACUAGCUCCACUUUGACAGGUCUACUGUUAUGCAUUGCCAAGAAUCCGGAUAAACAACAGAAGCUAUUUGAGGAAAUUCAGCAAAUACUGCCGGAAAAGGAAUCGCAGGUGACGACUCAAAAUAUGCAAAAUCUGCCUUACCUGCGUGCCUGCAUCAAAGAAGGCAUACGCUGUUAUCCCAUAUUUCCGGGUACGGUGCGUCGUUUGCCCAACGAUGUAGUGCUGAGCGGCUAUCGUAUACCUGCGGGUACCGACAUCUCCGUCAGCGCCAACCUGUUGAUGCAUGAUGAACGCUACGUGCCACAGCCGGAUAAAUUCAUACCGGAACGUUGGCUGCGUAACGAUCAAUCCGCCCAAACUUUGGAGGGGCAAAUUACCAAUCCAUUUUUGUAUGUACCCUUCGGCUUUGGUCCACGUAGUUGCGUGGGCAAGCGUAUCGUCAAUUUGGAGCUAGAAAUCACUUUGGCACGUUUGGUGCGGAAUUUCCAAAUUGAGUUUAACUAUCCGACCGAAAAUGCAUUCGCUGUGAAGUUCGUGAGCGUGCCGCAAAUUCCGCUCAAAUUCAAGUUCAUCGAGAGAGGAGCGUAGUAUUGGACAUGAAAAUUAGUGAGAACUAGUUACAAAUCGCAUAUAUUAUAUGUUAUUAUUAAAAUAAAAAAAAAUACUGAACAA